Messenger RNA from Drosophila persimilis, 849 nucleotides. RefSeq names its product post-GPI attachment to proteins factor 2. The record is from RefSeq and is a predicted model, not a curated record. The transcript is spliced from 2 exons. Gene Ontology annotation, cellular component: endoplasmic reticulum membrane; Golgi membrane. NCBI's taxonomy places the organism in Eukaryota, Metazoa, Arthropoda, Insecta, Diptera, Drosophilidae. The coding region runs from base 15 to 791 and encodes 258 amino acids. Gene Ontology annotation, biological process: GPI anchor biosynthetic process.
UUUACGACAACGCCAUGCCCCAGAUUCUAGAGCUGCCUACUUCCGUGAAAGAUGUGCAGACCAAGAGCCGCGUCCGCAUUCGUAUGGGCCCUUUGCUCGCUGCUGCCCACGCGUUUUCAGCGAUCUCCAUAAUGUUCUACCUCUUAAUAGCUAUCCUGACAGACUAUGAGGUGACCACGCACACCAAGUGCACAAGACUGAACGUGUUUCCAUCCUUGUCGGCAGUGGCCAAAUCCCAGUACAUCGGCUGGCGGGUAACCUGCGUCACGACCCUGCCGUUUGGUCUACUCACCGGCUGGCUCUACUUUCGCUACUAUCGACGAACUCUUCCGCGCCAGGUGCGCUCCUUUGGCUACCUAGUGGCUCUGUUCAUCUUCCUGAUGGUAAUAACCAUCUUGCUGUGGGGCAUCUAUCCGAACAUCGAUGGCGAUUCGACGCUUCACAGGGCGAUAGCCAUCUCCCUCUUCGUUUGUGGGGCCAUCUUAAUGGCCGGAUCUUUUCUUUGCCACAAGUACUAUAUCUGCGACGGCAAAGAGUCCCCGGAACAGCUGGGCGAUUGGCUGAAGCGCAAGCUGUUCGUCACCUACUUCGCCUCUGUUCCAGUCACGUGGCUCUGCUACUUUCUUCACGAGGAGUUCUGCUUUCCCUUUGCCUAUUCUGUGUUUGGCAUCUCCGAGUUUGUCAACAUUUGCACCGUUUACCUAUUCAUGUCCUUCUCCAACUACUUUGACUUCUACAACGUCCACAUCUGCCACGACCAGCGGCUGGGCUUCUUCCUCAGCGAAUUCUGAUUCAGAUGUAUUUAACAAAUAUUCUCUAUAACAAAAUAAACACUCAGACUUAUGGCUA